AUGGCCACAUCGAGAACCUUCUCCCUCUCCCUCUCCCUCUCCCUCUCCCUCUCCCUCUCCCUCUCCCUCUCCCUCUCCCUCUCCCUCUCCCUCUCCCUCUCCCUCUCCCUCUCCCUCUCCCUCUCCCUCUCCCUCUCCCUCUCCCACUUCCCUACCUACCUCCCCACGCACCAUGACAACCGGAGCAACAGCAGGGUCUGCACUUCAUUCCUAACAAUCCCUUCCCCCUCCUCUCCACCGCCCCCUCCCUCUCACACCCCGCCUGCGCGCAGCGGCGCAGAGGCAGCAGCAGGCGGACAGGGAGGCGCAGGUGAGGCAGUUGAUGCUGGUGCAGGUGAGGCAGCAGGGAGUGGUGGGGCAGGCUCAUCCUCACGGGGCAGCCGGCCAGUGGCAAGGUCCACAACAUGCCGGACAGGCCAGGUGCGUACCCGGUGCAAGGGUGAGGUGGGGACACUGAAAGUGGUCCACGCUGCAUGUGUGGGGAGGAGGCGAUGCUGUGAGCGAGUGGCUCAAUCUUGA
This is a messenger RNA of Closterium sp. Yama58-4, 519 nucleotides long. The record is from the annotation of a GenBank genome assembly. NCBI's taxonomy places the organism in Eukaryota, Viridiplantae, Streptophyta, Zygnematophyceae, Desmidiales, Closteriaceae.